AUAAUCAUGUGGCAUAAGAGUUACAUUUUAUACCGAUCAAUAAAAAAGAAAGAAGCAUGAUGAAAUUGCGCCAAUGGGCCGGCAAUGCCUAGCCUGGCAGCAGACGAAAAUCAAAAUCACGUCAGACGAAAAUCCGAAACACGUUUUAUCUUUUUUGUCGGAUGGUGUUUAUGUAAAAUAAAAUAUUAUCGUGGCAAAUUCUAAAAAACAGGUUCAAUCGUCAUGGAAUUCUUAAAUGGGCAGUGUGAGGGAGAGGACAUCUUUUUUGGCGAGAUCGUGCAGCUUUUGUCAAACUUUAAUUGGAUCUACAAGUCGCGCAAUACCGACAUUUUAGCUGAUGACAUUCUAAAUUGCAUUCCCAAGUCUUGGAUUCCUAUUUUUCAAUUGAAUUGUUUGGACAAUAUUCAAACGGCCAUCAAGGGUGACACUAAAUCGUCAUGGCCACCGGAUCUUUCCGAUUUGGUGACACGGUGCUGGCGCCUUUCAUUGUGGAUAGACUCCAGUAGAAAGCCGGAAGUCACUUCGAAAUGGAAAAAAGUCAACCCGAAGAAAAUCCACGAAGUCCUGAAUUUCGCUCAGCUGAUUGGUGAGAAAUGCGCCGAGAAACAAAUCCAACAUGUCGUCGACAUCGGAGCUGGUUUGGGAUACUUGGACAAAGAGCUAUCGGAUCAUUGGGACCUGCAUGUACUUGGACUUGAACGAGAUGCUUAUAGAGUUUUGGCGGCCAGUCAACGGACCAGCAGUGACACAAAAGAAAACACGGCGAAUCGAUGCCGUUCCACUUUCAAGGAGUUGGCAGUGAAAGCCGAAAAUUCCUUAGAGGAUCAAAUCGAAUCCGUUAUUGGCGACUGGUUCGAUGAACUCAAAGCCCAACGCGAGUCCGCCCCGCUACUCUGUAUGAUUGGUUUGCAUUCGUGUGGGGAUCUGAGUCCUGUGAUGAUGAAACUAUUUAUCAACAGCCGUCGCUUCCGCACUCUCCUGUUGGUGUCGUGUUGCUAUCACAGGAUGGAAUGGAAGAAAGACCUACCACUAGCGGAUGAGAAUUUAUUUCCACUCAGCUCGAGUCUGAAAAAUGCCAGUCAUAUUGUACCCUUCCAUCAGCAGGAAGGCAUUCAACAUCUCUUCCGCUUGGCUGCCCAAGAAACACCCAAUCGCUGGAUGCAGCAAAACACCGUCAACUGUCAACUUCAAGCACAGCACACCUUCUACCGAUCUAUAAUCCAACUCUACGCUGCCAUUGAAAAUAUUCAACUGCUAAAACGGCAGAGGAGACCGGUCAAAACGCACAACAUCUCCGACGUUUUUGAAGAGUACGUCGACCAGGUCAUCGAUGGGUUUGGAUUAGAAGGAGACGUCGCCGGCCACCGGGAGAAAUUGGUGAACAUUUAUCGAUCCAACGCACAUCUUCUACCGGCACUGGAGACUCUGAUAGUUUUACAAGCACUUUUCCAGCCAGUUGCCGAGGCGUUGAUCCUCGUCGAUCGAGUAGUCUACCUAAAAGAAAACGGACUUUCCGCUACUUUGCGACAGAUAUUCGAUGACCGCAUUUCACCGCGAUGUUUUGUCACCAUUGCAGAGAAACUAGAGUCUCCAUAAUCAUCUGACAUCUCAUUUUAUUCAACUGUAAAAAUUGUUGCAAAUUUAAGCCGACUGAUGGCAACCAAUUGAGAAUAAAAGUCUGAAAGAGUU
Messenger RNA from Daphnia pulex (common water flea), 1689 nucleotides. Its product is annotated as methyltransferase-like protein 25B. The record is from RefSeq and is a predicted model, not a curated record. Bases 223 to 1596 code for a protein of 457 amino acids. The transcript has 5 exons. NCBI's taxonomy places the organism in Eukaryota, Metazoa, Arthropoda, Branchiopoda, Diplostraca, Daphniidae.